AUGGAUCCAGUUGUCUCUACAGCUACUGAAAGUGCACUUAUUAUUACAGCAAAUGUGGUCAAACGACAAGUCGGUUACUUUUUUAAUUACAAAGAAAAAUUUAAAAAGUUGGAAUCUUACAUUGAGAAGUUGGAACAUAAUAAAGUGAGACUACAACAUCAAGUUGAUAGUGCACUAAGGAGUGGAGAAGAAAUUGAAAAUGAUGUUCAACAUUGCUUAAAGCUCAUGGAUGAGAAGAUAAAAGAAUAUAAAAGUUAUAUUAAUGAUGAUUGUCAUGCAAAGACAAUUUGCUCAAUUGGUUUCUUUCCAAAUAAUUUCCGACUGAGAUAUCAAUUGGGUAGAAAAGCUACAAAGAUGGUUGAAGAAAUAACAGGAGGUGAGCUUUGGAAAACUUCUUUCGACAAUGUUUCGUACCAAGAAUUUCCAUCCGUUGAUGCAACUUUUUCAAACAAUGGUUAUGAAAGCUUUGCAUCAAGAACUCAAACUAUGGAGAUGAUCAUGAAAGCACUGCAAGACUCUACAGUUGGUUUGAUUGGAGUUUAUGGGCCUGGUGGUGUGGGUAAGACGACUUUAGUCAAAGAAAUUGCUAACAAAGUUAGAGAAAAGAAUUUGUUCGAGAUAGUCAUCAUAGCAAAUAUUACAGGAAAUCCUGACUUCAAAAAAAUUCAAGAGCAAAUUGCUGGCAUGCUAGGAAUGCAAUUGGAAGAGGAAAGUGAGAUUGCAAGAGUAGAUCGCAUUCGAAAGAGGUUAAAGAAUGAAAAGGAGAACACCCUUAUUAUCCUUGAUGAUCUUUGGGGUAGAUUAGACUUUAAUAAACUUGGGAUUCCAUGCAAUGAUGAUGCAAGCCAACAAGAAGUCAAUGACAUGUCUGAUUUUGGUUCCAACAACGACAUAUCUGAUUUUGGUUAUAAUAAGAAAGAAAUGAAAGAGUUGUCAAAAGUUGAUUUGACUAAGAUGAAAAAGGAAAAAUUGUCUAACGAUUAUAGAGGAGGCAAAAUUCUUCUAACAUCUAGGUAUAAACAAGUAUUAUGUAAUGAAAUGGAUGUGCAAGAAAGCUCAAUUUUUUCCGUAGGAGUCCUUGACGAAAAGGAAUCAGAGACUUUGCUUAAGAAAGUUGCGGGUGUGAAAAAUUCUGAGUUUGAUAGGAAUGCUACUGAAAUUGCCAAAUGGAGUGCUGGGUUUCCAAUAGCCUUAAUUUCCAUAGGAAGGACACUAAAGAAUAAAAGCUUAUCCACAUGGGAAGAUGUCUGUCAACAAAUUAAAAGACAAAAUUUUACAUCAGAAUGGGGAUUUACUGACUUCUCAAUAAAGUUGAGCUAUGAUCAUCUAAAAAAUGAGGAGCUUAAGUGUAUUUUCUUACACUGUGCAAGAAUGGGAAAUGAUGCUUUGAUUAUGGACUUGGUGAAAUUUUGUGUUGGUUUGAAUUUGCUUCCAAGAGUUCACACACUUACAGAUGCGAGGAAAAGAGUAAAGGAGAUGAUACAAGAGCUAGAAGAAUCAAGUUUGUUGGUGAAAAGUUAUUCUAUUGACCGCUUCAACAUGCAUGACAUUGUGCGAGAUGUUGCUCUUUCAAUAUUAUCCAAAGAAAAAGAUGUGUUGUAUAUGAAAAAUGAAAUACUUGAUGAGUGGCCUCACGAAAAUGACUUUGAAAGGUACACUGCCAUUUUUCUACACUCUUGUGACAUCAAAGAUGAGCUUCCUAAGAGAUUACAUUGUCCUCGAAUUGAAGUCUUACAUAUUGAGAAUGACACUGAAUCUUUCAAAAUACCAGAUUACUUUUUUAAAUUUAUGAUUCGUCUCAAAGUGUUGGUAUUGACCGGUGUUAAUCUAUCUCGCUUACCUUCCUCAAUUAAAUGCCUAAAAAAACUAAGAAUGCUUUGUUUGGAGAGAUGCACUCUAGGAAAGAACUUAUCCAUCAUUGGUGAGUUAAAUAACUUACGAAUUCUUAGUCUUUCAGGAUCUAAUAUUCAAAAUUUGCCUCCUGAAUUUGGGCAAUUGGAUAAGCUUCAAUUUCUUGACAUAAGCAAUUGCUUAAAACUACAUAUAACUUCCAAUAUCAUACCGAGGAUGGGCAUUUUAGAAGAGUUUUAUAUCAGAGACAACUUGAUUAUAUGGGAGGCUGAAGAGAAUAUGAAAAGUGAAAAUGCCAGUCUCUCUGAGUUGAGGCACUUGAAUCAGUUACAAAAUCUAGACAUACGCAUCCAUAGUUCUUCCCAUUUUCCGCAGAAUUUGUUUUUUGACAGGUUGAAUAGUUACAAGAUUGUCAUUGGUGAAUUCAACUUGUUUAACUUGAUUAAAGUGGGAGAAUUCAAAGUCCCUGACAAGUAUGAGGAGGUGAAAUUUUUGGCAUUAAACCUAAAAGAAGGUAUUGAUAUUCAUUCUGAAAAAUGGAUUAAAAUGUUGUUCAAAAGUGUCGAAUGUUUGUUGUUGGGAGACCUCAAUGAUGUUGAAGAUAUUUUCUACGAAUUAAAUGUUGAAGGAUUUCCAAAUUUGAAACAUUUAUCCAUUGUAAGCAAUUUUGGCAUUAAGUAUAUUAUCAAUCCAAGGGAGCGGUUUCACUCUUUAGUCGCUUUUCCCAAAUUAGAGUCCAUAUGGCUUUACAAAUUGGAUAAUUUGGAAAUAAUAUGUGACAAUCAGCUUGUAGAGACCUCUUUCCGCAAUUUAAAGGUCAUCAAGAUUCAAACAUGCAUUAAAUUGAUAAACCUUUUCCCAUUUUGCAUAGUUAGACUCCUCACUAAGCUUGAAACAAUUGAAGUGUGUGACUGUGAUUCUUUGAAGGAGAUAGUUUCAAAAGAAAGCCAAACUCAUACUAUCAGCAAUGAUAAGAUUGAGUUUCCCCAAUUACGAAUUUUAACAUUGAAGUAUCUACCAACAUUUAUUUAUUUAUAUAAUGCUGAUAAGAUUCCUGGUAGUGCACACUCAUUGCAAGACCAAGUAUUCCAACAAAGGAACCAAGAUAUUGUUGUUGAUGUUGAGCACAGGGUCACCAAUUCUUGUCUUCCACUCUUCAAUGAAAAGGUCUCAACUCCCAAAUUAGAAUGGUUGGAGUUAUCCUCCAUCAACAUCUGUAAGAUAUGGAGUGACCAAUAUAACCAUUGCUUUCAAAAUUUGCUUACAUUGAAUGUGACAGAUUGUGGUAAUUUAAAGUAUUUAUUGUCGUUCUCCAUGGCUAGAAGUUUGGUGAAUCUUCAAAGCAUUUUAGUAAGUGAAUGUGAAAUGAUGGAGGAUAUAUUUCGUCCAGAAGAUGCAGAGUAUAUUGAUGUGUUCCCUAAGUUGAAGAAAAUGGAGAUUAUCUGCAUGGAGAAACUCUCUACCAUUUGGAAAUCUGAUAUUGGUUUACAUUCCUUUAGCAAUUUGAACUCUUUGAUCAUAAGAGAGUGCCAUAAACUUGUUACAAUUUUUCCUAAUUUUAUGGGGCAAAGAUUGCAAAGCCUUCAAAGCUUCGCAAUUAAAGAUUGCGAAUUGGUUGAAAACAUAUUUGAUUUUACACAUAUUCUGCACACUUUUGAUAUUGUUGAAGCAAAUUUGGGUAAUAUAAUUCUAGAAGACCUGCCAAAUUUGGUGAACGUAUGGAAGGGUGAUACUGGUGAAAUACUCAAAUGUAAUAAUUUGCAAAGCAUAAAAGUUGAUGAGAGUCCAAAAUUGAAAUAUCUAUUUCCAGUUUCUAUUGCCAAUGACCUACAAAAACUAGAAGUCCUUGAGGUACGAAAUUGUUGGGCAAUGACAGAGAUUAUUGGUUUGGACAAACAUUCAAGUGAAAGUGCUAUCACCUUUAAAUUUCCUCAUUUAAACACUCUAUCAUUAAUUGACUUGCAUGACUUGAGGAGUUUCUACUCAGGAAUUCAUACUUUAGAGUGGCCACCAUUAAAGAAAUUGGAAAUAGUCGAUUGUAGCAUGCUCCAAGGAUUGACUUCAGAAAUCACAAAUUCAUCAGAGCAACCAAUUGUUUUAGCUACAAAAAAGGCAAUAUAUAACUUGGAAUACAUGUCGGUGAGCUUGAAGGAAGCAAAGUGGUUGCAAAAAUACAUUGUUAAUGUUCACAGAAUGCACAAACUAGAAGAACUUACUUUGUAUGGGUUGAACAAUAAUAAAAUUUUCUUUUGGUUUCUUCAUAGAAUUCCCAAUUUGAAAAGUUUAACAUUGGGACAUUGUCACAUGAAAAGAAUUUGGACUCCUAAAAGUCUUAGUUCAUGUGAAAAAAUAGGUGGUGUUAUGCAACUUAAAGAGUUAGAAUUACGUAGCAUGUGGUCUCUAGAGGAGAUUGGUUUUGAGCAUGAUGUGCUUCUUCAAAGGGUAGAACGCUUAAUCAUCCGUGGAUGCAAAAAAUUGAGAAAUCUAGCAUCAUCGUUAGUAUCUUUUAGUUGCUUAACAUCCUUAGAAGUGGUGAACUGUAUGAUGAGGAAUUUAAUGACACUCUCAACUGCUAAAACCUUAAAUCAACUCACAACGAUGAAAGUAAGUUCAUGUCCAUUAAUUCUGGAAAUUGUUGCAGAAAAUGAAGAGGAAAAUAUACAAGAGGUUGAGUUUAAACAAUUAAAAUCAUUAGAAUUGGUGUCUCUACAAAAUCUCACAAGUUUCUCUAGUGUUGAAAAGUGUGACCUAAAAUUCCCACUACUAGAAAAAUUAGUAGUGAGUGAAUGCCCUAAAAUGACAAAAUUAUCUGAAGUCCAAAGUGCUCCAAACCUACAAAAAGUACAUGUUGAAGCAGGAGAAAAAGACAAAUGGUAUUGGGAAGGUGAUUUGAAUGGCACUCUACAAACACAUUUCACAAACCAGGUUUCUUUUGAAUAUUCAAAGGAUAUAAAACUUGUUGAUUAUCCCGAGAGGAAAGUUCGACGUGGUAAAUUUGCUUUUCCGGAAAAUUUCUUUGGUUGUUUGAAGAAAUUGGAAUUUGAUGAAGGAUGUAAAAGAGAUACUUUGAUUCCCUCUCAUGUACUACCUUACUUGAAGAACUUAGAAGAAUUGAAUGUGGAGAAAUGCGAAUCAGCACAACUAAUAUUUGACAUAGAUGAGAGUGAAAUCCAGACAUAUGGAAUGGUGUUUCAUUUGGAAAAGCUUACUUUAAAAAACUUGUCAAAUUUAAAAUGUGUAUGGAAGAAAAAUCUCGAAGGAAUAGUCAGCUUUUACAAUUUGGAAACAGUGCAUGUUGAUAGUUGUGGAAGCCUAGUAACAUUGUUCCCUUUAUCACUUGGCAAAAAUCUUGGGAAGUUGAAGACACUUAAAAUAAAGGAGUGUGAGAAAAUGGAAGAAAUAGUUGGAAGGGAAGAUGAAAUUGAACAUGGAACGACAAUAAUGUUUGAAUUCCCUUGUUUGUCAUGUCUAAAUCUUGAAAAGAUGCCACUGUUGAGUUGCUUUUACCCUGGAAAGCAUCAUUUAGAAUGUCUCUUGUUAGAUAGACUAUAUGUGGCGUGGUGUCCUAAGCUGAAGGUAUUCAGAUCAAGCUUUGAUGAUGAUAGUAAAAAAGAAGUUUUAAAGGCUCCAAGUAACUUGUUACAACAACCUUUGUUCUCGAUUGAAAAGGUUUCUCUCAAACUAGAGGGAGUGACACUCAAUGAGGAAAACAUUAAGGUUAUGAGUGAUGCACGUUUGCCACAAGACCUUCUUUGUAAAUUAAAAAUUCUUAUACUAUCCUUUGAGGAUGAUAACAAUGGGAAAGAUAAUUUGCCUUUUGAUUUCUUCCACAAGGUACCCAAUUUAGAAAAUCUUAUAGUAGAGAAAUGUUUUGGUCUGAAGGAGAUAUUUCCCUCUCAAAAGCUUCAAGUUCACGACAAAGUAAUGGCUGGAUUGAAACGACUAUUAUUGUCGGAAUUAAGUGAGUUAGAAUGUAUAGGUUUAGAGCAUUCGUGGGUACAACCAUAUUCCAAAAAGCUCGAAUUGUUAAGUCUUUACAGUUGCCCUCUAGUAGAAAACAUAGUUUCUUGUGCAGUGUCAUUCAUCAAUCUUAAAGAUUUAUAUGUGAUUGACUGCGAAAGGAUGGAGUAUUUAUUCACGUUUACAACACUCAAAAGUUUGGUGAAACUUGAGACUCUAAGCAUAGGAUAUUGUGGAUCAAUCAAAGAAAUUGCAAGAAAUGAAGAGGAAGAUGGUUGCGAUGAAAUAAUAUUUGGACGACUCAGAUCAAUUAAGCUGGAAUACUUACCGAAGCUAAUAAGCUUUUAUUCAGGAAAUGCCACCUUGCAAUGCCCAUAUUUACAAAUUGUGAUGGUAGCUGAAUGUCCCAAUAUGAUAACUUUCUCUGAAGGGGUCAUAAAACUAGCAAUGUUUUCGGGGAUUCAAACAUCCGAAGAUUCUGAUUUCACUUUCGACGUCGAUCUCAACACAACUGUCGAAAGCUUAUUUCAUGAAAAGGAAUUUUUCAACCAUUCAAAGCACAUGAUUGUUGAUGAAUAUCUUGAGAUGACGGAAGUUCAGCACAUAAAACCUGCUAUUUCAGACAAUUUCUUUGGAAGUUUCAAGGAAUUGGAAUUUGAUGCAGCAUGCAAAAGAACUGUCGUAAUUCCAUUUCAUGUACUUCCUUACUUGAAGAACUUAGAAGAAUUGAAUGUGCAUAGUUCUGAUGCAGUAAAGGUAAUAUUUGACAUUGAUGAAAAUGAGGACAAGACAAAGGGAAUAGUCUCUAGUUUGAAAAAACUUACUUUAAACAAGUUGUCAAAUUUGAAACAUGUAUGGAAGGAAAAUUCCACAGGAAUUAUCAGCUUUCAUAAUUUGCAAGAAGUGGUUGUUAAUGAUUGUGGAAGUUUGAUAACAUUGUUCUCUUCAUCCCUAGCAAGAAAUCUCGGGAAACUUAAGAAGCUUGAAAUAACCGAUUGUGGAAAACUGGUAGAAAUAGCUGAAAAGGAAGAUGGAAUGGAACAUGGAACCAAAAUAAUGUUUGAACUCCCUUGUUUGUCGUCGCUAUUUCUUGUAAACAUGCCACUCUUGAGUUGCUUUUAUCCUGAUAAGCAUGAUCUGGAUUGUCCGUCAUUAGAAGCCUUAUUUGUGGGCUAUUGUCCUAAAUUGAAGCUAUUCAUAUCAGACAUUGAUGAAAAUCAGAAAGGAGCUAUAGAGGCUCAAAUUAGCCCACUGCAACAACCUAUGUUUUCAGUUGAAAAGGAGAUAUUUCCCUCUCAAAAACUUCAAGUUCACGACAGAGAACUUGUGGGAUUGAAAGAAUUAUUCUUGCUAGAUCUUAGAGAGUUAGAGUUGGUGGGCUUAGAACACCCUUGGGUAAAACCGUACUCUGAAAAGCUUCAAGUGUUAAAGCUUCACAAUUGCCCUCAGUUACAAAAAUUAGUUCAUUGUGCAGUGUCUUUCAUCAAUCUUAAAGAAUUGCGAGUGGAAGACUGUGAAAGGAUGGAGUAUUUAUUCACAUUUGCAACUGUCAAAAGUUUGGUGAAACUUGAGACCCUAAUCAUAAAUAGUUGUGAAUCAAUGAAAGAAAUUAUUAAAGAUGAAAAUGAAGAUGGUUGUGCUGAGAUGGUAUUUGGACAACUCAAAUCAAUCAAGCUGGAAUCAUUGCCAAGACUUGUAAGGUUUUAUUCAGGGAAGGCCACUCUGCAAUGCUCAUAUUUAAAAAUGGUAAUGGUAGUUGAAUGUCCGAGUAUGAUAACUUUUUCUGAAGGAGUCAUCAAAGUGCCAAUGCUUUCAGGAAUUCAAACAUCUAAGGAUUCUAAAUUAAUAUUCCAUGAGGAUCUCAAUACAACUAUCGAGAAAUUGUUUCACCAAGAGGAAUUUAUGGAAUAUUCAAAGCGUAUGAUUCUUGAAGACUAUCUUGGGAUGUCUGGAGUUUACCACACAAAACCUAUUGUUUCAGACAAUUUUUUUGGUAGUUUCAAGAAAUUGGAAUUUGAUGCAGCAUGCAAUAGAACUAUUUUAAUUCCAUCUCAUGUACUUCCUUACUUGAAGAACUUACAAGAAUUGAAUGUGAAAAAAUCUGACGCAAUGCAAAUAAUAUUCGACAUUAACGAGUGUGAGGUCAAGACGAAGGGAGUAGUUUUUGGUUUGAAAAAAAUUACUUUAAAGAACUUGUCAAAUUUGAAACAUAUAUGGAAGGAAAAUUCCUCAGGAAUUGUCAGCUUUCAAAAUUUGCAAAAAGUGAAUGUUAAUGGUUGUGGAAGCCUAGUAACAUUGUUCCCUUUAUCACUUGCCAAAAAUCUUGGGAAGUUGGAGACACUUGAUAUUAAGAAGUGUGAGAAAAUGGUAGAAAUAGUUGGAAGGGAAGAUGAAAUGGAACAUGGAACGACAAUAAUGUUUGCAUUCCCUUGUUUGUCAUAUCUAUAUCUUGAAAUGAUGCCACUGUUGAGUUGCUUUUACCCUGGAAAGCAUCAUCUAGAAUGUCCCUUGUUAGAUAAGUUAUAUUUGGAAUGUUGUCCUAAGAUGAAGCUAUUCAGAUCAAGCUUUGAUGAUGACAGUAAAAAAGAAGUUUUAGAGACUCCAAUUAACUUGUUACAACAACCUUUGUUUUCUAUUGAAAAGGUUUCUCCCAAACCGGAGGGGUUGACACUUAAUGAGGAAAACAUUAAGCUAAUGAGUGAUGCACGUUUGCCAGAAGACCUUCUUUGUAAAUUAAAAUAUCUUAUACUAUCCUUUGAGGAUGAUAACAAUGGGAAAGAUAGUUUGCCUUUUGAUUUCUUUCACAAGCUACCCAAUUUAGAAUGGCUUACAGUACGAAAAUGCUUUGGUCUGAAGGAGAUAUUUCCCUCUCAAAAGUUUCAAGUUCACGACAAAGUACUUGCUGGAUUAAAAGGAUUAUGUUUGCUGGAAUUAAAGGAGUUAAAGUGUAUAGGUUUAGAGCACACAUGGGUACAACCAUACUCCAAAAAGCUUGAAUUGUUAAGGCUUCACAAUUGCCCUGGAGUAGAAAGCAUAGUUUCUUGUGCAGUGUCAUUCAUCAAUCUUAAAGAGUUAUAUGUGAAGCUCUGUGAAAAGAUGGAAUAUUUAUUCACAUUUGCAACACUCAAAAGUUUGGUGAAACUUGAGACUCUAAGCAUAAAGAAGUGUGAAUCAAUCAAAGAAGUUGUGAAAAAGGACGAUGAAGAUGGUUGUGAUGAGAUAGUAUUUGGAAAGCUCAGAUCAAUUAAGCUGAAUUCCUUACCAAAGCUAGUAAGCUUUUAUUCAGGGAAUGCCACUUUGCAAUGCUCAUAUUUGAAAAACGUCAUGGUAGCUGAAUGUCCCAAUAUGAUAACUUUCUCUCAAGGACUCAUUAAAGUGUCAAUGUUUUUGGAGAUUCAGACAUCAAAAGAUUCUGAUUCAAUAUUUGACGGCGAUCUUAACACAACGAUCCAAAAGUUGUUUCACAAUCAGCUAGCUGUGAUUGCCGCAUUGCAUUCUCAGAGGUGGAGGAACAAUGAUGAUACAAGUAUCAUGAACAAAAGUUUAUUCUAAGUCUUUUUUUGUUGUUUGAAAUGCUUGAAAUACAAAUAACUUUGGACCUACAUGGCCAUCUAUUGUAUGGGAUUAAGUUAGUUAUAUUCUGUAUGCAUGUUAGUUCUGAACCUAAAAUACUUUGAAGAUUGAACUUCGUAACAAUGUCAUGUCUGUCACCCCUUAAAAAUGUGUUUGA
Messenger RNA from Vigna radiata var. radiata (mung bean), 9541 nucleotides. RefSeq lists its product as uncharacterized. Lineage: Eukaryota; Viridiplantae; Streptophyta; Magnoliopsida; Fabales; Fabaceae. The coding region runs from base 1 to 9363 and encodes 3120 amino acids. Gene Ontology annotation, molecular function: ADP binding; ATP hydrolysis activity. The record is from RefSeq and is a predicted model, not a curated record. The transcript is spliced from 11 exons.